AUGACGCAUAGCUUACAUGGCGGUCGAGGUGGGGGCAACGUGGGUGGCCGGAGAGGAGACUGCAGAAGAAAAUUCACCAACUGCUGUGAAGUGCUAAGAGGCUGGGAGGGAGGUGGAGUCAAUGGCGGUCAAAGCAAGGGUCAGAGCAGCGAACAGGGUUGGGCCGCCAGUGGUGCCGGAAGUAACUCGGUGGACGGGGAGGUUGCCGUCGCCGGGAGUCGUGAGCCGGUGCAGGGAGCGGCGCUUCGGUGGCAGCCGGGUGGUUCUCCGGUGGCGGAGAGGAGCUCUGGUGGCAACCCGGGCGGAGUGGCGCUCGCAUGCAGAGCAGAGCCGUUGGGCGGCGCGGCGGUGACGCAAUCGGGUGGAGUGGGGCCGCUUGGGCAGCGGGCCAGAGGGCGACGGCAGGCGGCGGUCCGAGGAGCCGGCGGGGGCCGGGGAGUCGGUUGCCGGUAG
Messenger RNA from Cryptomeria japonica (Japanese cedar), 453 nucleotides. Its product is annotated as glycine-rich protein DOT1-like. The coding region runs from base 1 to 453 and encodes 150 amino acids. The transcript is spliced from 2 exons. The record is from RefSeq and is a predicted model, not a curated record. Lineage: Eukaryota; Viridiplantae; Streptophyta; Pinopsida; Cupressales; Cupressaceae.